Messenger RNA from Histoplasma mississippiense, 234 nucleotides. RefSeq lists its product with no specific name. The transcript has a single exon. NCBI's taxonomy places the organism in Eukaryota, Fungi, Ascomycota, Eurotiomycetes, Onygenales, Ajellomycetaceae. The record is from RefSeq and is a predicted model, not a curated record. The coding region runs from base 1 to 234 and encodes 77 amino acids.
AUGUUACCUGAAGUGGAAGACGAGAGAAUACCAAGCAGGAUCCCAGAUCAAAUUGAGAUGUCGGGGUGGAUUGUCUUCCAAGGGUGGAUGAUAAUAUCGGGACGGUCGAUUGUAAUCAGGGUCUGGGCCAUUGUAGCAAGGGACAUUAAGAAACGCGCGCAAUGGCAAUUAUGCACGAUCUGGGUUCAUCUCAAUUACUCCACUUCAGCCGAUGUAGCGGCCAACCUUGCGUGA